GUGAGGUGGAGAGACAAAAAAAAUCACUGAAAUAUAACUGACUGCCUGAGAACUUUGACACCGACUAGGCUGUAACUCAUCAUUGGUAGAAACGAGCAUCUGGGACUCAAUCACACUAUUCCGUGCGGCCACUGUAUUCUUCGAGAUUAGCCUACACAUUAUCUUUCCAGGUGGGCUAAUGAAAAUUCGCCUGAGAGAUAAGAGCACUUUGGACACCCGCUCUGCCCUAAAGCUUCACUCGUGACUUGUCGACUCUACUUUUGAGGCGAAGUAUGGCUUGCUGUCAACAUCUAUUCGCCCUUUUUAUCGGAUUGGGUUAUCUAUGCGGUGGAUAUUGCGCGAUGCUGAAAGAUCAUUUCACCGAUCUGAAGAGACCAGCGGUUUCGAGGCAUUUUGGGGACACCGGGGAUAAGGAUCACUCUGUCAAGGAUGAUCAAGACCUGCUUUUACAGGAUACAGUUUCGGAGCACAUGCAGAUGCUCUAUGAGAAAUACAACAGAGCAGGUUUUCAGUUCAUGGACGGGAACACGGUUCGCAGUUUUAAAGCUCACUGGGGUACUAUCAACGGUAAGCAGCUCCAGAUCUUUAAUCUGACCUCCCUGACCAGGUCAGAAGACGUCCUCUCAGCCACCCUGCACUAUUACAUAGGAGACCUGCAGAACGGGGCUCACCGAUGCACUAACGCUAAAACCUGCCGACGCCACGGUCCUCGAAAACAGAGCCCCGUUCACCUGGGCGUGUGGAGCUUUGCCUCUGUGGAUAACGGCACCAGGACUCUGGGACACUUUGUCAUAAACGCCUCCGCCCUGCACGGGGACGUGGUCUCGUGGCAGUGGAGGGAUAUCACGCAGCUGGUCAACCAGGCCAAGCAUCAGGAGCAGCUGCUGAUCGGCAUCGGCCUGUCGUCGUGGCGAGGGCUUCGGCCGGGGAAGCUGCUCCACCCCGACCGCUCGCCGUACGUGCUGGUGUUCGCCAACGACUCGGCCAUCUCCGAGCCCGAGAGCGUGGUGUCCUCCCUGCAGCGCCACCAGGGGGCGCUGGUCCCCGGGCUGCACCGGCUGGGUGCCGCCCCGCGGCGGAGCAAGCGCUCGCCUAACGUCCUCCUCCCGCUGCAGAACAACGAGCUUCCCGGCCCCGAGUACCCCUACGAGCCGCCCGGCUGGGACGAGCCCGGCCCCUACGACCCGCUGGAGCCCAAACCCGCCAAGCGGCCCCGCAAGAAGCCGCGCAAGAGCCAGCGCCACAAGAUGCCGCUGCUGCAGUUCGACGAGCAGACCAUAAAGAAGGCGCGGAAGAAGCAGUGGAACGAGCCGCGCAACUGCGCCCGCCGCUACCUGAAGGUGGACUUCGCCGACAUCGGCUGGAGCGACUGGAUUAUCUCGCCCAAGUCCUUCGAUGCCUACUACUGUUCAGGCUCCUGCCCAUUUCCCAUGCCAAAGUCCCUGAACCCCUCCAAUCACGCCACCAUACAGAGCAUUGUGCGGGCUGUGGGCGUGGUCUCGGGCAUCCCAGAGCCCUGCUGCGUCCCUGAAAGGAUGUCCUCGCUGAGUGUCCUGUUCUUCGACGAGCAUGCGAACGUGGUCCUCAAGGUCUACCCCAACAUGACCGUGGACUCCUGUGCCUGCAGAUAAUACCCAGCCCUGCCCUCGAGAGUUCCUUUUGCACUGGAAGAGAGACUACAACUCCCAUAGUUACCUAACAAAACAGGAAGAGACUACAACUCCCAUAGUUCCCUAACUAAACAGAAAGAGACUACAACUCCCAUAGUUACCCAACCAAACAGGAAGAGACCACAAUUCCCAUAUUUACCCAACUAAACACAGAGUAUGUGAAUAAGGGAGCCAGGACUGCUAUCUGUUUUUGGAGCUGGAAGAACGACUGUUCUCCCUGACAGAGCAGUGGGCUGUCCUUAUCUUUCAGUCAGACAGACAGGAUGGAUGGCUAGUCCACGAACAUCACCUGCUCAUCAUCAUUGACACAAUGCAAAGCUGUUUCACAGGAACAUGCAAGACAAUGGGCUACUAUUGACCUUUUAUUAACUUUUUUGUAAUAAAGGAGGCAUAAACUGAAUAGAUUAUAAAAAAUAAAACCUCACCAGCAUUUCUGAAAAAAAAAAUGGAUUGCAAGUGACUGUGCUGAGAGCUUGAAGUGAAUCCUCGCUUGUAGCCUGUUCCUUUCCUGUGGGAAAUGCUCCUAGCUCAGCCAAAGCACAAGGAAUGCUGGUUUGCGGCCGAUGACAAACAUCUAGCAAAAUGGCCGCCACCUCAUCUUGCUCACUCCUGCGCAUGAAGAUUCACCCGGUGUGAACCUGCUCUCCUCCUCCUUUGUCAUCUUGUAGCCUGACUGUUUUUAUUUACGACUGUUAUCGCUUUCACCUAAUAGUUUGCAUUUGCUAUCCAUGAAAUUCAUGUUAAAAGUAUUCAAAUGGCUGCUAUAUCAAGUUAUAUUUGAUCACAAAAACUAAAUGAGGUUUUAAAUGAAUUUACAGUGGGGUAACCUUGAACACAAACAGGAUAAUGAGCAACUUUCACACCAUUGUAGCGCUAUUAGCCCUCGACUCAACGGAACAAGCAAUACAAAACAACAUAAUUCUAUAUCAGGCUACACAGAAGAUAUAAUGGGAUUAAGCACUACAUUGAAAAUUGGACAAUAUAGAGAAAAUUGCUUGGAGAGGAUUAGUCUGUAGUUAUUUUUUAUAAAGGGAAAUACAAGGUUUAUUAUUAUUUUUAAACAAAGGAAUUACCAGAGGAAACUAAUGACUGUUGUCUUUUUACUAUCUACUAUUUUCUAUUUUUCUAUGUACAUGAUGUGAAUAAAUACAUAGCAUUUAUGAUCCGGAAGACCGUUCUAUAGGCACAUUAUACUGCUAUAUUAAACUGCCCAGCCUCCAGACUCACUCCCUGGCGCCAUGUGUGUUAGAUUUCUGAGAUGCAGUCAUUGCUGGCAUGCCCCUUCUGAUGAUAGGAAAUAUAAACUGUAAACAAAGAUUUCAAACAGAUUAAUUCAUUUUCAACUAUUUCUAUGAACGGCCCUUCAUAAAACUUGUAACCCCUUCAUAAGUCCUUCAUAAGCGCUACCUUGCACCUUCAUAACCAUUCGUAAACAUUCAUCAAUACUUAUGCCAGCAAAUUGUGGUGUGCCAUUUGGAAAGUUACAUUACAUAUUACAUAUUACAUUACAUUUCUGGCAUUUAGCAGACGCUCUUAUCCAGAGCAACGUACAAUGAAGAAUUCAGUAUUAGUGGUGACUGAGAUCACCUUCUGAAUGUAUAUGUUGUUUGAAGGUGACAUGUAGCGUUUGUGAAUGAUGUUAUACGUAAUGAUGGACCAUUCAAAGAAAUUGUUACCCAGAUUUAUAAUUUCUGAGUGUGUGUUUUCCUUUUGAUUAAUCUAUUUUAAUUCACUUGGUAGGAUUGUUAAUGAAUGGAUUUCAAGCUACAUGCUGCACCACUACUUGACUGUAUGCCUUAGUGUGUUUGAUUUGCUUAAGGGAAACUAUCUGCGCUACAUAGCAAUACCAGCAGUAAAAUUCAUUGCUAUUCAAUAAGUACACAUAUAAUGAAGGUAAUAAACCAUAUAUUUAUUUUUUGAAAAAUGUAAUAAAAUUUAGAGGGUAAAACAUUUUAUAGAUAUGUAUAUUGGUUUUGUAUAUAAUGUAUGUCAAAGAUGAUAUUGUAUGCUUGUCUCUGGAAAUACCUUUUUAAUUUUAUUUACUAAUGUGUAAGUCAAAGUAAAAAUGAUAUGUGAAGGCUAUCAUAAUAUUUGAAGUCCAAUGAUAAUAAAAAAAACAACAAAAUUAUCACAUUGGAGACCAAAAUAUAUUUUGCAUUUAUGUUAAAGUGGGUAAUUUUUGUCAUAACUUAAGUGGCUCAUUUUUUUAAAAUAUUUCAAGAUUUCAAUGAAUUGCAAACAAUUUUGAAUAGCUCAAUCAUUGUAUUUUAAAAUACAGUGUAGUAUUGGAGCGUCUCACUACUUCUCUGGCAGACAAUCAUGUUGUUUUGAGAGUAACUGUAUACACUAAAUGGUUAUUAUGGUUUUAUAUACAUGGGCAAAUUUUGUAUUUAUGUUCAAUUUUGACUGUUUGCAACUCAAAUUCCAACGCAGUUACAUAUUGUAGUGAUGCAUAAUUCCUGGCAACACACCACAUUGAACUAAACGGCUAUUUAGCGAUGAAAACAUGCAAAUGUGUACCAAGAGACAUGCGAUGGAAACAUCAUAAAGUCUUAGUAUGUGGAAAUACGAAUGUCAACUGCAUUUUAUUCCUUUGGCAACCUUCAGAUAUGGUCCGAGCAACCUUUUCUUGUGUGUAUAUUUUAAAUGUAUAAGAGCUUCCUCUACCACACUGUACAAUCUUUCUUGUAAAUGUUUGAGUAGGUUAAAAGGAAAUGCUUGUACAAUAAGCUUUAUAUAAAUAUAUUUGUAUAUGGAAA
This is a messenger RNA of Conger conger (European conger), 4429 nucleotides long. It is a transcript of the gene bmp3, whose product is annotated as bone morphogenetic protein 3. The coding region runs from base 273 to 1631 and encodes 452 amino acids. The transcript is spliced from 3 exons. NCBI's taxonomy places the organism in Eukaryota, Metazoa, Chordata, Actinopteri, Anguilliformes, Congridae. Gene Ontology annotation, biological process: SMAD protein signal transduction; BMP signaling pathway. Gene Ontology annotation, cellular component: extracellular region. The record is from RefSeq and is a predicted model, not a curated record. Gene Ontology annotation, molecular function: growth factor activity; cytokine activity.